Molecule: messenger RNA, 1660 nt
Organism: Caenorhabditis elegans
Lineage: Eukaryota; Metazoa; Nematoda; Chromadorea; Rhabditida; Rhabditidae
Gene: T28F4.3
Product: Protein-tyrosine phosphatase
Exons: 7
Coding region: 74-1546 (490 amino acids)
Molecular function (GO): hydrolase activity; protein tyrosine phosphatase activity; protein tyrosine/serine/threonine phosphatase activity
Source: RefSeq, marked reviewed
UCAACACACCAGAGCGAGAAGUUUGAUUGAAAGCAGUCUUCAUUAAAGACGAUAAGCAAUUAUGAGAACUAAAAUGAAUGAAAACGAUGGCAAAAAUAGUGCAGAAAAGCAUAACAAUAGUCAGGACGAAGGAUCAAUACAGCCGGAUAAGACGCAACUAGAUGAUGUGGCAGAUGACGCUGAGAAGAAAUCGGAGAAGUCAUCGAAUUGCAUGAUUUGGAGCCAAAAUGUCCUGAAAAAGGCAAAAAUCAGUAAUAUGACUAGAGAGUUUCGAAAUAACAAGGAGUAUAAACCAAAUGUGACGACGUCGAUUUCAGAGAAAAUGAUGGACAAAAAUCGAUAUCGACACAUUUUCUGUGGAGACGACAAUCGCGUGGUUCUGAAAGAACGUGAUCCAUCGAAUGAUUACAUUCAUGCAUCCUGGAUGGUAAUGCCAGAUGGAUUUCAAUUCAUUUCAACACAAGGACCCAUCAAGAAUACGAUUGCUGAUUUUUGGCAUAUGGUUUACACAGAGAAGUGCCAUGUGAUUGUGAUGCUUUGUCAAUACAUUGAGGAAGAUCAGGAGAAGUGCCAGCGCUAUUUUUCUGAUACUUCAGAAAAAGAGUAUGGAGAUUAUCGAGUGAAAGUAGUGGAGAAGACCGUGGAAUUGUGGAAUCCAGUGAAAGUGACUGGUAUUCAAGUUCAGAAAAAGAACUGUCCCACCAAGCACAUGGUCUACCACUAUUUUUAUUACGAUUGGCACGAUCAAGUUGCUCCAUUGGAUCCCGCACCGAUGAUCAAGAUGUAUAAGGCAGUUUUGAAUAAGAGCUCUUCAAAGCCCAUUGUCGUCCAUUGUUCAGCUGGAGUUGGCCGUACCUCUACAUUUGUCGGGAUCUACUUAUCGCAAAUAAUGAUUCGCGAGAACUCUUCUGUUGAUAUGGUUGAAAUUCUGAAACGUCUCCGCACGAUGCGCCUUGGAGCAGUCCAGUCACAACUUCAAUACGUUUAUCUCGUUGUUCUUAUGAUUGAAUUGUUCAUUGAUGACAAGAUUAUCAAGAGGAACGCGAAUUACGAGUCGUUGCUCAAAAAGUAUGCAGAUGUGACCCGAAAAGUGACUGCGGCAAUUAUGGAAGAAGAAGAGAAACGGCGACAGAGGAAGAAAAGAGAAGAGGAAAAGGAAAAAGAACAAGAGAAGGAAUCACCUGCAACGAAAGAAGAAAAGAAGAAGGAAAAUGGAUUGAAGACGAAUCGUCAACGAGAUAAUCGAGAAGCUCCUUCAAAACCUCCCAGGAAAAAUCCUGAGGAACUGGCACGCUCGAAACUUCAAGGCCCAAGAAAGCUGACACUGAAAAAUAGAGAUGGAAACGCAGAAGAGCCGACAGCAAAGGACAAUGAGGAAAGAUCAACUGCAGAGGAUAAAUCGAAAAAUCGUCAGAAGAGUGUCUACGUCAAAAUGCCGCUGUCAUCAAAGGAGAAGGGGAGCAAGCAUGAAAGGGCUAAACAGGGAGCAAGAAAGAACGCGGCAAGGAAGGCUAAAAAGAAACCUAGUGUAACCGGAAACUAUUAGAUGAAAAAUUUUACUUGAUUUGUUUUUGUUUGUCUUGCUCACUUUGCAUUUAAUGCGUUAUUUUUGUUUUUUGGAUGUGGAGGAUGUUUGGAUGAUAAGCUUAAAAAUGAUUUU